This is a messenger RNA of Penicillium roqueforti, 498 nucleotides long. RefSeq lists its product as uncharacterized. Lineage: Eukaryota; Fungi; Ascomycota; Eurotiomycetes; Eurotiales; Aspergillaceae. The record is from RefSeq and is a predicted model, not a curated record. The transcript is spliced from 4 exons. The coding region runs from base 1 to 498 and encodes 165 amino acids.
AUGAUGUCAACCUUGAUGGUUGAUGGAAGACAUGGCAGCCAUAGACCCUGUACCUCCCUCACUCCUGCUUAUCUCAAGUCUCGGCCUUGGACCGGCGCUUACCGAAACCACUAUCGUUAUCCAAGACGUCAAUUUUUCCUCCGGCAUAACUCCGCUCGCGUUACGUUCCACCGCGUUCCACCACGUGGGAUCGUCGCCUUCACACUCUCUCCAGUUUCAGAACACCCAAUCUUAAGCCUAUCCAUUGCUACGUUUUGCAUUUCAACCGUCACAAUGGGUCUCUUCGAUAAACUACAAGCCAAACUCGAACUCUACCGCCUCGAACAGCGCUAUGCGCGUCGCAAGCACCGCAGCAACUUCUCCACGGGUGCGCAAUACGUCGACGGCGAAUAUGUCUACACGGGCCCAAGCUCGCCCACGAGUACCGGCUCAUCCAAACAAUCCACUGCUAGCUGGCGCCCAUCAGGAUGGAGCGGCCAGUCUCAGGCAUCCCGAUGA